AUGGGGUCCGUCAUGGUUGCCGCGACCUAUAGUGUUGGCUUGGAGAAAGUAGAGGCUAGCACGAAUGGCGCCAAGCUCCCGACUCUGGAUGACGACGAUACCGCCAACGAUGAUGACCUGAGCCCUCCGCCCGAUAAUUUGAGCCCCGUGUCGGGGAGCAAUGACCGUGCCUUGGAGGACGAGAUUGUCGUCGGCAACCGCAACGGCGUGGCCAAGUCGUCGCCUCUCCGCGUUGUGUCGGAUCCCGAGGACGAGAACAUGGCCGAUGUCGAAGAUGAGGAGCCCGUGGUCUCACAUUACCCUAAGCGCAAACGGGCAUCCGUCUUCAACGAUUUGAGCGAGGACAAGAUGGAGAGCGGAGUCACCACAGACAAGGAGGGCACCCCACGGAGUACCAAGCCCGCUCGUAGGCACGGCUUGGGCGGUGUCAAGGGCGUCAUUCUCGGUUAUUGGCGGGAUUCCCCCGUCCCCGAACCAAGGGGCAAGCACGCCGUCAUAGGCUUCAUCGACGUCCGCGAUCGUCUCCGCACCCGCAUCCAGCAAAACACCCGGUUUGGCGAGCCCGUAUCGAGCGCCGACUAUCCCCUGCCUCCGGGACCCGGCGGCAGCUGGGUGACAUUUGAGCGUGUCGUCUUCGCCGAUCAUCUGGUCGGUAUGGACCAUCAUCAAGUCAAGGAGUACGUCAAGCUGCGGACGGAUGCCGUUGAGGACACCGAAGAGGCCCGGGAUGCGGCAGAGCUGGCCGCCGCCAAGGACGCAAUCCGCCGCGUCGAGGAGAACCCUCCUCCAGAGAACGUCGUGGCCCCGGCCAUCGCCUACGGCGCCGAAAUCCCGGACCACGCUACGAUGCCGCCACGACCCGACUCCAAACGUCGGCGUACCGGCAACGGCAUCGGCACCAUCAGCGGAGGCCCGGUACAGACGCCGCCGGCACGCGACAUGGCUCCGUUCCAUCAGUUCGAUCCUUUGCAUGGUACUAGGCCUACCCGUAUCAUCGUGGGCUUUUGGAAGGGCUCUAGCGAGGAGGACCCGGCCAAUCGCCAUGCCGUAUACGGCAUCCUGGGCCAGAACGACAUGUUCCGCGUCAAAGUGGCGAGGGAGACUCGCGACAAGCGCUUCGUCGACGGCAACUUCCCCGUCGGGGCGGGUGCCCUCUGGAUCCAUUGGGAAGAGGUCGAGCUCGAGCCUCACCUCAAGAGCUUGUCUCGCGCCGAAGUCAAGGAAUACUGCCGUGUCCGCCAGUGGCAGAUCGACCAAGGAGAGACCCCCGAAACCCGCCCCAACAACGAGGCGCAGGCUGUGUACGACGCCCAGCAGCGCGUGGCCCACGGCUUCAACAAGCCUGGUCUCAUGAACAAUAUGCCCCCCCCGGCUAUUGUCCCCCAGCCCGACGAGGACAUGGCUGAGUCGCCCGAUACGAAGCUCGACGUGAACCCAGAACUGCGCCAGAGCCGUAGAACCGAAACCCGAGGCGUUCGACACGCCCUGCCCGAUCUCGAAGCCAGACAGUCGUCUCGCACGCCGGUGCAGGCGCAGAACAAGAUCGACGCCAGCGCCCGUCGCGAGAUCGCAAGGAUCGAGGCUGCACAAAUGCGCACCGAGCGCUUCGCCGCCGAUCGUGAAGCCGCCGCCGCCGCCGUUGCCGCCGCCAAUGGCGCCAACAUCGCUCCUCCCCCUUUGAUGCCACAGACCAUGCCCAAGAUGCCUAUGCAGAACGGCAACGGCAACGGCCAGCGCUUGAGCAGCCUUUUCCACGAGCGCGACGAGAUGCAGCGCCUCAACAAGGUCUGGGCCAGCCAGGAAGAACAACGCAGCAAGGUUGGAGGCGAAGAGACCAAAUUCUACGGCGGUAUCAAGUACGAACGCAAGACGAAUGGGCCUUUCGUCGGCAAGCUUGUGUCCCAGGGCACCAUCAUCAGCAUCGACGGAGAAGAUUACGUCGAAUAUCGCGUACUUACGAAGCCGAGCUUUUUCUAA
Molecule: messenger RNA, 1977 nt
Organism: Colletotrichum navitas
Lineage: Eukaryota; Fungi; Ascomycota; Sordariomycetes; Glomerellales; Glomerellaceae
Exons: 2
Coding region: 1-1977 (658 amino acids)
Source: RefSeq, a predicted model, not a curated record